This is a messenger RNA of Drosophila mojavensis, 642 nucleotides long. RefSeq names its product MOB kinase activator-like 2. Lineage: Eukaryota; Metazoa; Arthropoda; Insecta; Diptera; Drosophilidae. Bases 1 to 642 code for a protein of 213 amino acids. The record is from RefSeq and is a predicted model, not a curated record. The transcript has a single exon.
AUGCAGAUCGUAACAGUUCUUAGCUUGCUUAUCGGCAGUUUCUUUGCCUACACAUACGCGGCUCCCCAGUCGACCAAUCAGCUGAUCACCGCAUUAGGCGCUUUGGCCGCACAAUUGGCGCAGCAGAGGAACUCGACUGUGCGAUAUGACAACGGCACUGUGAUCAUUACGGGCAUUGCCAGCUCUAACGCCACCUCCAACAUCGGCAGUCUGCACAGGCCACAUGGAUCUCAUGGACAUCAUGGUCACCAUGGACAUCAUGGAUCUCCUGGACAUCAUGGAUCUCCUGUACAUCAUGUUCACAAUGGACAUCAUGUUCACAAUGGACCUCAUGUUCCUUAUGGACCCCAUGUUCCUUAUGGACCUUAUGGACCAGGCGGCUGGUACAAUCCCUGGAACAGGUGGAACGGAGUCUGGCGCGGAAAUCCUGAGGAGGAGCAGGAUAUCGAGAUUCCCGAGGAUGCAGAGGAUUCUGAGUACUAUGAGCUGAUGGAGGAGGUGCUCCCAGAGGACCUCGACAUUCCCGAGGAUGCCGAAGAUGCCGAGGAUGCCGAGGAUGCCGACGAUGGCAAAGAUUCCGAUGAUCUCGAGGAUCUGUUGAAAGAGGAGAUAGAGAAUGAAAACGGAGAGUCUAAUAAUUAA